CGUCAAUACUUGCAUUCAGCGCUUGGUAACAACAUGCCACCAAAAGCUACUGGGAAAGCUAUGAAGAAGGCCGGCAAGGCCCAGAAGAACAUCGCCAAGACCGAUAAGAAGAAAAAGAAGAGGAGGAAGGAAUCCUACGCUAUCUACAUCUACAAGGUGUUGAAGCAAGUCCAUCCUGAUACCGGAGUCUCUUCUAAGGCGAUGAGCAUCAUGAAUUCUUUUGUCAACGACAUCUUCGAAAGAAUCGCCGCCGAAGCUUCACGACUCUCUCACUACAACAAGAGGUCGACCAUCACUAGUCGGGAAAUCCAGACCGCUGUCAGGCUUCUCCUUCCUGGUGAAUUGGCCAAGCACGCCGUUUCUGAAGGAACCAAGGCUGUUACCAAGUAUACCAGCUCCAAAUAAACUGCAUUUUUGCAGUUGACUCAUUUCAACGGCCCUUUUCAGGGCCACCUCA
Cimex lectularius (bed bug) is the source of this 457-nucleotide messenger RNA. Its product is annotated as histone H2B. Gene Ontology annotation, molecular function: DNA binding; structural constituent of chromatin; protein heterodimerization activity. Bases 34 to 405 code for a protein of 123 amino acids. Lineage: Eukaryota; Metazoa; Arthropoda; Insecta; Hemiptera; Cimicidae. The record is from RefSeq and is a predicted model, not a curated record. The transcript has a single exon. Gene Ontology annotation, cellular component: nucleosome.